Molecule: messenger RNA, 1186 nt
Organism: Astyanax mexicanus (Mexican tetra)
Lineage: Eukaryota; Metazoa; Chordata; Actinopteri; Characiformes; Acestrorhamphidae
Product: zinc-alpha-2-glycoprotein-like
Exons: 6
Coding region: 20-1186 (388 amino acids)
Biological process (GO): immune response
Cellular component (GO): external side of plasma membrane
Source: RefSeq, a predicted model, not a curated record
UAUCGGGUUUAGUGAAGAAAUGAAUGAAGAUAAACACUCUCUGUUAUAUCUCUACACCAUGCAGUCUAAAAACUCUGAUUCUCAUCUCUACGACUGCACUGCUGUAACUCUGCUGGACGACAGACAGAUCGAUUUCUACAACAGCAGCUCAGAUAAACCCAGAACUGCUAAACAGAACUGGCUGAAGAACAUUUCAGAGUCUGACUGGAAAACCAGCACUGAGAAACUGCUGGACGACAGACAGCUGCUAAAUAAACUCCUCGACAUUCAGAUGAGUGAGUCUGGACACUCUCACUCAGGUGUUCAUGUUCUUCAGUGGAGGCACGGCUGUGAGGGUGAACAGAGUUCUGAUGGAUCUCUGACUGUAUUAAACAGUAUUAAUGAAUUCGGUUAUGAUGGAGAAGAUCUGAUUCAGUUUAACUGCACCUCUAAAACCUGGAUAACCCCGGAGGAGAAGAGGAACAGAGAGAGGGAGGAGAAGAAGAACAGAGAGAGGGAGGAGGAGAACAGAGAGAUGGAGGAGGAGAAGAACAGAGAGAGGGAGGAGGAGAAGAACAGAGAGAGGGAGGAGAAGUGGAGUAGAAUAUUUAAUGCUGUAAAGAAAUGUCUGCAUUGUGAGGAGAUGCUGAAGAUGUAUUUACACUACAAAACUACUGACAUCACACAGAGUCACACUCCACCUGUUGUUCAUAUUUUUGCUAAGAAAUCAGUAAGAGACUCGAGAAAGCUGAUCCUGACCUGCCUGAUCACGGGAUUCUACCCCAAAGAUGUGAAGAUGAGUCUGAGGAAGUUCAGCACUUCAUUUCCUGAUCAUCUGAUCACAUCUUCAGGAGUCAGACCCAAUCACAAUGGAACCUACCAGCUGAGGAAGAGUGUGGAGAUACAGGAAGACGAUAAAGCAGAUUAUUACUGUUACGUGUCUCAUAGCUCCCUCACAGAACCAGUAAUUAGAGAAUGGGAUGACUUUCCAAACAAGAUAUCUCUGGGCUUAUUUAUUGGAGUUGCAGUUUCACUGAUUGUAUUUAUGCUGCUCCCGUGGUCUGUGAACCUCUGUGUUCUGAUAAGGAGAAGAGUAAAGAAUGAAAGAUCUCUGGAUAUAGUGAUUGGAGUUUUGGUCUUAGGGGGUUUGCUGAGUCUGUGUUCUGUGAUCCACUAUGUCCUGAUGAUGAUAAAAAAGCGUAAGUAG